UCUCACAUCAACACAAACAGUGAAAGCGAGCGCGUGCGGGGGGAACGCAGGGCUAGUGCUACGGGCUUGCCCUUCCCCCAUCGGUCCGCGAGCAGCUUCUUCCCCCACCCCCGUCUGCCCCCGCCCCGGUCCGUACCCCCCACCCCAGCCGGAGACCUGGAGGACGCAGCGGAGGGGAUUCAUUUGUGAUGUUCUGAUGUGCUGUUGAAAGGAAAAGAACAGCGUCUGUUACACACUGACACUUCAAAACGCUCCUGCUAAUGUAUUUUCAAACUCAUUGAAUUAUCAUAGAAAUUCAUCAUGGGAGGAGCUGUGAGUGCUGGGGAAGACAAUGAUGAUUUAAUUGAUAACUUGAAAGAAGCUCAGUAUAUUCGCACUGAGAGAGUGGAGCAAGCCUUCAGAGCAAUUGACCGUGGUGAUUAUUAUCUAGAAGGAUACAGGGACAAUGCUUAUAAAGACUUGGCUUGGAAGCAUGGAAAUAUACACUUAUCAGCACCUUGCAUUUAUUCUGAAGUCAUGGAGGCAUUGAAACUUCAACCAGGAUUAUCUUUUCUGAAUCUGGGUAGCGGAACCGGAUAUUUGAGUACAAUGGUGGGAUUAAUAUUAGGCCCUUUUGGAAUAAAUCAUGGAAUAGAGCUUCAUUCAGAUGUGGUAGAAUAUGCCAAGGAAAAAAUGGAGAGCUUCAUAAAAAAUAGUGAUAGCUUUGAUAAAUUUGAGUUCUGUGAACCUGCCUUUGUGGUUGGUAAUUGUCUGGAGAUUGCAUCGGAUAGUCAUCAGUAUGACCGGAUUUAUUGUGGAGCUGGGGUCCAGAAAGAUCAUGAGAACUACAUGAAAAUUUUAUUGAAAGUUGGAGGUAUUCUGGUUAUGCCGAUAGAAGAUCAGCUAACACAAAUCCUGCGAACUGGACAGAACACUUGGGAAAGUAAAAACAUCCUUGCUGUUUCAUUUGCUCCACUAGUACAACCCAACAGGAAUGACAACAGCAAACGUGAUACUGUGGGACUGCCCCCAUGUGCUGUUAGGAAUCUACAGGACUUAGCUCGGAUCUACAUUAGACGCACUCUUAGAAAUUUCAUAAAUGAUGAGAUGCAAGCCAAGGGUAUCCCUCAGAAGCCCCCACCAAAACGAAAACGCAGGAGGUGCCGUAGACGCAGGAUUAACACCUAUGUGUUUGUAGGCAAUCAGCUUAUUCCUCAGCCUCUAGACAGUGAAGAGGAUGAAAGGAUGGAAGAAGACAACAAAGAUGAUGAUGAUAAAGAUCACAAUGAAGCCUUGAAGCCAGAGGAACCUCCUCGAAAUUUAUUGCGAGAAAAAAUUAUGAGUCUACCGCUACCCGAAUCUUUAAAAGCAUACUUGACAUACUACAGAGAAAAGUAACUCGUUUUAAGUAGAAACAAUAAUGCCUACUGAUAGCUCCUUUAUUCUUGAAAAUGUAGCAUUUAUUAAGAAAUAGAUGGACAAAUAUCAUUAGUCUUUCAACAAGACUGAAAUACAGUGAUAAAUUGUAACUUCUCUGUCUUAACUUUGCUACAAAGACUUGUAUUCGGUAGUAGAGAAUCCCUUUUUAAAAAUCUAUUUUUCUUUAAAUUUUGAGAAAUACAGUUUUAACUCUGAUAGAAAGAUAUUCCAAAGCAGUAUGCAGCAUUAAUCAAGACUUGGCAUGGUAAAUCUUUUUUGAUCUUUAACAGAUUUGUAUUGAUAGAAGGGUAAGUGAAAUUUUAUAUGUGCUAAAUAGCUGUUGAACAAAUGCAUUCUGACUUGAAUAACAGUUGUCUGCGUGAGGUUUUAAACAUGCACACAGGCAUUUCUCAUGUAAUAUUGAAAUUGUACCCUUUAAAAACAUUUAUUUUACCAUGACUUUGUUGCAGUCCUUAUUACUGUGUUGAUAUAAAUGUAUUCCAAGAAAUACAUAAGUGCAAUAACUGUAUACAGACAUUAAAUGAGCUGGCUUUAAUGAAAUACAAAAAUUCAAGUUCUGAAAUGUCAGGUGACCCUGUUACUUUUGCAUUUAUAUCUUUUGCCAAAAGAUCUUGAGAAAAGUGACCAUUUCUCUCGGAGCCUUAAGGGAACAUCAUGUUGAAUAUAAAGCGAAAAAGAUGCUUACUAAAUCCCUAUUUGCUUAACUCCAUACUACAUUUUCAGUAUUUAUAAAUAAAGACAUUUUCUCAUUCUCAAGGGUUUUAAGACAACUUAUUUAGUUUCUUUCUAAAAUUCACAGUAUAGACACACAAUAUUUGGUAAUAAAAAGAUUGUAAUUUAGAAUUAAAUGAUUUAUAUUUACUACUUUAAUAGAAUAGAAUAUGAAUAAAGUUUAGCUUGUAUUGCUUACUUGGAUAGCUGUGAUAGUAGAAUUUGUUCAGCAGAUGCACUUUAGUAAGUGGAUUUUGUAUUUCAUCUAAAUAUUUCUCUGAGAAGGCAGGGUUGUGCUGGCCCUAUAUUUGUUUCUGAACACAGCUCUUUUUAGCUCAUAAAUAUUCACAAUCUUUUAUAUCUAUCUGUUGGAAAUUGAGAGUAGCAGUUUAAACUUCGGGACCCAUAGAGUGCUCAUUUGAAUAUUUCCCCUCCACCUUUUCCUUCCCAUUUGGUGAAGUUGCUUGCAGUUUUCUUCUUGGCCUGAUGGAGUGCUUUGUGCAUUUUUGCCCACUUAAUAUUUUGAGUGUAUUGUAGCAUAGCCAUGAGGGAGAAUGCAGUUUAAGAAGGAGGCAUGAUAUUCAGUAAAAGCCACUUCUAUUGGAAACCUCUGUCUGUUGGACCUACUGGAAAACAUUCCUCUUAGAGAAAAUUUCUGUGCAAUAUAUUUACUGUUGUGGUAAUAUUCAUUAUUAAAUCCAUCAACCAUUUAACCAUAAGAUAAAAUCAUCACCAUUGCAAUUAUUAUUUUCAUAGCCAGAUAUUACACAUCCAGUGUAUAAUCCCAUUUUCCAAUAGUCACUUAAAAAUUAAACAUUGUUUCAGACUUUAACAGUGAGAUAAUAUUUAGUCCUGCUACAGAUUGGACACUGAUUUUUGAUUGUGCAUUUCAUGCUUCAUUUACCAUUUUAAAAAGUGUGUCUUAGUAAUAUUGAAAAGGCAACUUGAUGAAAGGCCUAUUGUACCAGCAUGUGGAGUUUUUUCCACAGCAUAUUCACAGCAUGAAUAAAUAAAAUAAAAAAAAAA
Molecule: messenger RNA, 3156 nt
Organism: Trachemys scripta elegans
Lineage: Eukaryota; Metazoa; Chordata; Testudines; Emydidae
Gene: PCMTD1
Product: protein-L-isoaspartate (D-aspartate) O-methyltransferase domain containing 1
Exons: 6
Coding region: 301-1377 (358 amino acids)
Biological process (GO): protein modification process
Cellular component (GO): cytoplasm
Molecular function (GO): protein-L-isoaspartate (D-aspartate) O-methyltransferase activity
Source: RefSeq, a predicted model, not a curated record